Molecule: messenger RNA, 517 nt
Organism: Ruditapes philippinarum (Manila clam)
Lineage: Eukaryota; Metazoa; Mollusca; Bivalvia; Venerida; Veneridae
Exons: 3
Coding region: 83-436 (117 amino acids)
Source: RefSeq, a predicted model, not a curated record
AUUAGAAGCUGAUAAAAGGCAAAGAGUCGAUACUGUUGGGUUUGUAUCUAAGAUUGGGCUAUGGAAAAGUUGCAGUACAUCCAUGGGCAAGGAAAUCUGUCAGGAUAUUAAAGAUGGAAAAAAAGAGAUGGGAAAGUCUAUUGAUGCCUGUAAGGCAAUGCUAUUUUUGGCCAUAUUUGCGACAACGGGAGCUAUUGCGAGUGCAAUUCUUUUGAUGGUUGUUAUGAAGGAUAAACAGAAAUUGCUCUUUAUAGCAGGAGGCCUGGACAUCGCUUCUGGAUUUUUCUUGAUGAUUGCAAUGGCAGUAUAUGCUGAUAAAUGUAAAUUAUAUGGAACUAAUUUGGAUUACGGAUUUGCCCUGGAUAUAAUUGCCUGGCUGGCGACAUGGGCAGCUGGUGGAAUCUUCAUCGCUUCAAAGUUUUUGACAAAAGUCUAACGAUAAGAUACCAGAUUAAAAGCUACUAGAAUAACAAAUAUUGAACCGUUUUGAUUUUUAUAAAAUACUGAGUUGCCAAAC